CUAACCACCAUUCUAUCAUUGAAAUAUCUGGCACCGAUUGCCCAAAACAACGAAUCCAAAACCAGAAACACACGAGCGAACGAGCAAGAUGUCCCCCCGUUCCACCCUGAAACUCGCGAGCAUCCUGCUCCUGGCCCUGUCGUCCUCGUGCGCCGGGGUCCGGUCCGGCGCCCCGUACCGGGCCGAGAGGUCCCAGCGCCGGGGGCUGAACAAGCGGACCCGGGGCAUCGGCGGUGUCUCGGGCCGGGCGGAGUACGGCUCCAAGUCCAAGUCGGGGGGCAAGUCCGGCAGCAAGUCCGGCAGCAAGGCCGGAAAGGCGGGCGCGAGCGCCAGCGCUAGCACCGGAAGCAGCAGCAGCAGCCCCAAUACGGGCGGUGAUGCCGUGCCCGCGUCGAUAUCCCCACCCACGGCGGCCCCCGGUGCCUCCGAACCCGAGGCCAGGGCCCCCACGCCCGUCUACCGCCCGGUGCCGGCGCCGACCGAGAGGCGGCCCUCCUUCUGGUACCCCGGCUCCGAUCGCGAGCCCACCGAGGGACGGAUCGACCCGUCGGGGGGCAAACUCCCCAACCAGAACGAGGUCGUCGCCGUCGUCGACGAGGAAGACGGAGGUUCCCCUUUCGGACCCGGGAGUGGCGAAGGGAAACAGGACGGCAGCCCGUCGGAUGCCUUUCAGGACCUCUUCGACCUGGUGACCGGGGACGGCGGCGGAAGCGGCACGUCCAUCGGUACCGAGACCGGGGACGACCAGGCGCAGGGAGGCGGUCCUUCCGGCGGAUCCGGAAACGACACGGAUGGCUCGCCCGGCGACAAUAGCGAUGGCCGAGACCCUUCCACCGGAGGCAACGACAGCCGGGGAAGCGGGCUCGACGGAGACCAGGCAGGGGACUCCUCCCAGGGAACGCAAACCGGAAUUUCGACAGGAGUCUCGACAGGAGGUUCCAAAGAAGACUCCAAAGAAAGUUCGACGGGAAGUUCGACUGGAGACUCUACAGGAAGCUCUACGGGAGGUUCCACUGAAGUCUCCACAGGAAGUUCCACCGGAGGUGCUACAGGAGGUUCCACUGAAGGCUCCACUGAAGGCUCCAAUGAAGGCCCUACAGGAGGUUCCACGGGUGGUUCCACUGAAGGCUCCAAUGAAGGUCCUACGGGAGGUUCCACGGGUGGUUCCACGGGUGGUUCCACGGGUGAUUCCACGGGUGGUUCCACUGAAGGCUCCAAUGAAGGCUCCAAUGAAGGUCCUACGGGAGGCUCCACUGAAGGCUCCACUGAAGGCUCCACUGGAGGUUCCACAGGACGACCACAAGGCGAAAAUUCGACCGAAGGAUCAUCAAAUUCCAGUUCUUCUGAUGGAAGCAAUCAGCACGGAGAUGAAGGAAAGAGAAAGCCUAGUGAACAAGACGGAAACGACGUGGUUCAGGACAAUCAAAGCGAUUCAUCCCAACAAACAGGAAGCAACAAGAGCAAUGAUGAAAAUGAAGCAAACAAUGAUAGUCAGACUACGGGAUCCAGCAGUAUUGAAAACAACGGAAGCACGGAAAAUCAAACUGGCGGAGAACAAGUCAUUUUUAACUCGGACAACAUUUUCGAUAAAGAAGUCUUGGAAAAAACUGAUUCUGCAACGGCUGGUACGUUUAUGCAAUCACCAGAGUGCUACACAUGUUCGUCUGCACAACUAUUUGAUUUUGCACUACGAUCGACGUCAUUAUUGAUCACUGACAAUUGCCUUUUGGAAUCAUUUUUAUCUUCACAGCAUUUUGUCCUGAUGUUUCGCCGGAUAGAGAAGUCCUUGUAAAUUGGCUCUACGCUGUAGAAUUCAUUCCUAACCUGACGGAAGAACAAAAGGAACAAGCUGUCACCAUCAUGGAGUUAAAGCUUGUUUCCGAAGUGCUAAAAUGUAAUACGGCUGUGUCCGUCCUCCCUGGGAAGCGAGCGGUUCGCCAGAGAAAUCUCGUCGAAGAGAGGGUCGAAAACAACGGAAUUGCUGGUCUCAAUUACAUGCCAUUGGAUGCAAAAAACGAAGACAUCGUCUGCUUUUCAAACUCCACAGCCGCUGGAGUUUGUGAAACCUAUUUUGGUAGAAUGGAAAUGUAUUUGGAAGAAGAUGCAGUUGUACAAGUUGCUAUCAACGAAAUCUUGCAUUCCAUCCGUGAUACCAUGGAGAGAAAAAAUGAAUUCCCCGCGGUAGAGGGAAUUGUUCAAGUUUGGUACUUGGAACCAGACCUAAGUGGCGUUUCCAAGAUAUCUGGCGCUGAUGAUACAAUUGGCGACCAGAAGCCUCCAAUUGAUGGAUCGUUUUCGACGGGAACUUUGAUCGCUUUUGCCGCACUAGGUGUCUUUGUUUUUGCCGCGCUGAUCAUGGGAGCAUUCAGAAUGCGCAGAAAUAAUCACGACGGUAUUUCUACGCUUGAACCUGGUUCAUCUUUGGGCUGUUCCGCCUUCACCACCGGAAACGACUCGUAUGUAAAACAAAGCAACAAUUUUACUACUAUGCUACCAAACUCGUACAACUUGGACGAUGGAGAUAAUAUGAGCGCCAUUCCGGAAGGAGAUAGUAGCGAUGCCGAUAGCAGAUACGAGUGCUCUGUGAUUGUAUCCGAUGGUGGCUAUACUUCCGACGGAGACUCACGUGCAGGUGAUGCUUUGCAUCCUUCACACUUUGACACGGUCCUUGGAGCUCCCCAUGGCGACGAGGACAACCUCGAUACGGACAGAGAUCUGCUCUUUGAAAAUGAUGAGAACUAUGAAGACAUUUCUUCCAUGGGAAAUCGCGACUUCUCGAAUCAUCGAAAACAUAACCUCGUGUCUGCGGAUGAUGUAGGACUGGGGAUGAGACAUUCAACUGUCGAUGUUCACCAAUGCACCAGCGCCAAUUGCAAGAUCUGCAACUACAAACCAAGAGACGUGGACUUCAUUCACAACUCACCUCAUACGCCGGAUGUUUCACUUGGAAACUUUUUCAACGAGCAACCACCAAGCCCUCCCGAAACUCCUGAUGAGGUAGAACUAUAGCUUUCUUCGGUACAAAACGAAUUUUUGUAGCGCAUCGUCAACAGCGCUUCUCUAGUGACCAGCAUUAUGA
Messenger RNA from Pseudo-nitzschia multistriata, 3079 nucleotides. The record is from the annotation of a GenBank genome assembly. NCBI's taxonomy places the organism in Eukaryota, Bacillariophyta, Bacillariophyceae, Bacillariales, Bacillariaceae.